Messenger RNA from Prorocentrum cordatum, 930 nucleotides. The record is from the annotation of a GenBank genome assembly. Lineage: Eukaryota; Dinophyceae; Prorocentrales; Prorocentraceae.
AUGUGGUUAUUGAGCGAGGUGCGCAGAGUUGGAUUGGAGCCAACUUGCAUGUCUUACAGUGCUGGAAUUAGCGCGUGCGAGAAAGGGGAGCAGUGGCAGCGGGCACUGUCGCUGCACUACGAAAUGUGCAAAGUGGAGCUCGAACGGGACGUGGUCAGCUUUAACGCUGUGAUUAGCGCAUGCGAAAAGGGCAACCACUGGGAAGAAGCGUUGCUUUUGUUCGGCGAGCUUCGGAAGACGAGCUUGGAGCCAAGUAUCGUCACCUAUAGCGCUGCAAUCAGCGCGUGCGGCGGAGCCAUGCAAUGGCAGCCGGCCUUGUGUUUAUUUGGCGAAUUGCGGGAUGUGGGUUUAGAACCGAAUAUUAUCAGCUACGGCGCUGGAAUUAGAGCGUUCGCCAGCAACGGGGACUGGUUGCAGGCAUUAGUGCUACUCGGCGAGAUAAGAGAGGCUAACGUAGACAUUGACAUCAUCAGCUACAACACUGGGAUGAAAGCGUGCGCGGAAGGCGGACAGUGGCAGCAGGCGCUAUCGUUACUCAACUGCAUGAGCGGAACGGAAAUGGAGCCGAACCUUAUCACCUACAACACUGCAAUUGACGCAUGUGGAAAGGGCGGGCAGUGGGAGCGGUCACUAUAUCUACUCCGGUGUGCGGGAGAGGCGGUGUUGGAACCAGACGUCGUGAGUUAUGCCACCGCGAUGUACGCGUGCGGAGAAGGGCAGGAAUGGGAAAGGGCGUUGUUUCUGCUCCACGAUUCGAGGCGUACGAAGUUGGAGCCGACUGUCACGGUUUAUUCUCUUGCAGCCGAUGUGUGCGAGAAGGCUGGACAGUGGGAGCAGGCCCUGUCGUUGGGCGACGCCAUUCGAGAUGUGGGUAUAGUGCCAGACCGAUCCUUCUACUGCUCGCUUAUCAGAUCCUCUCUGUCCAAGUAG